This is a messenger RNA of Camelina sativa (false flax), 1113 nucleotides long. Lineage: Eukaryota; Viridiplantae; Streptophyta; Magnoliopsida; Brassicales; Brassicaceae. The record is from RefSeq and is a predicted model, not a curated record.
AUGGAAACCCUAACUCGAAAUUGCAAGCACCCAUAUUCCUUCGGCAGUCGACCGUGUAUCGUGUGUGGCAAGAAUCUGGAUGAAACUGGUGUUUCGCUCCGACGUAUACACCAGGCAGGUGGUCUGAAUCGAGACGAAAGAAACCGGAUCCGUAAAUCCGAUAUGAGAAUCAUGGAAAGCCAGAGAAAGCUCUACGUAUUCCUUGAUUUAGACAAUACGUUGCUUAACUCAACUAGAAUCAACAAAGUCACAACAGAUGAAGACUACCUGAAAACCCUAACCCUAGAGGACAGAGAGAGUCUUCUUCUCUUCACGGUGGCAUCAGUCGGAUAUAUGACUAAACUGAGACCCUUCGUAAGAACGUUUCUAAAAGAAGCAAGCGAGAUGUUUGAGAUGUAUAUAUACACAAAUGCCAAGAGACAUUACGCUCGAGCGAUGGCUAAGUUGUUGGAUCCGGAAGGAGUGUACUUUGGAGGGCGGAUUAUUUCUCGUGAUGAUAGUACCGUGAGAUAUGAGAAGAAUCUUGACGUUGUGCUGGUAAAUGAAGAACCUGUUCUUAUUGUUGAUGACUUGGAGCAUGUUUGGUCACAUAAGCAUCGAGAUAAUUUGAUACAAAUUGAGAGAUAUGACUUUUUUGCUUCAAGCUCCAAGAAGUUUUUCAAGUCUCUAUCGGAGUUAAAGAUGGACGAGAGCGAAUCAGAUGGAGCACUUAGUACUGUUCUUAACGUUUUGAAGCGAACUCAUUGCCUAUUCUUUCAGGACACAAGUAGAAAAGUGAGAUCAGUACUGAAACAAGUGCUGAAACGAGUGCAGGAUGUUAACAACAUCAGUCUAAAGACUCCAACAGAAGCAGAGUGUUUGCUCCGAAUGCAGAAUGAAGCAAAUCCCGGUGAGCUCAAAUCGAUUCCAACGGCUACUUCACCUCGAGACAAAACCAUAACAGAGAAAGAGCAAGCUCCAGCUGAAGACAAAACAAGAGGAACGAGGGAGGAAGCUGCGUCUGUCUCACCCCAACACCGUACGCCUAAAGCAGUCACAAAGAAGUCAAAUCAUAAAGCAAUCAUCAAGCUGUCAAAUCAAUUUGUAGCCCUCGAUUCACUAUGUGUAAGCUGA